This is a messenger RNA of Cladocopium goreaui, 7287 nucleotides long. NCBI's taxonomy places the organism in Eukaryota, Dinophyceae, Suessiales, Symbiodiniaceae. The record is from the annotation of a GenBank genome assembly.
AUGGAUUUCUUGAAUACUGCCUUUGCGCAAAUCAGUGAAUUCUUCAAGUCGAUGACCCCCGCCGCGCGGCUCACCGCUGCGUUGUUGCUGGCCGUGGUCGUCAUCAGCCUGGCCUACCUGGUCAACACCCAGGUCAGUGGUCCCGAUGCCUUCUUGCUCAACGGCCAGAACUUCUCGCCGAACGAAAUGCAACGAAUCGAAUCGGCCUUCGGCACCGCCGGACUCUCCGGGUACGAGAUCGUUGGCACCCAAAUCCGCAUUCCCCGCGGUCAGCAAGACCUCUACAUGGCGGCCCUUGCCUCGGGCGAUGCACUCCCUCGCAACUUCGGCGACUACCUCGACCAGAUCGUCACCAACAGCAGCCCGCUCAUCAGCAAAUCGCAGCAGAAGCAACGCGAACACGUAGCCAAGCAGCGCGAACUUUCGAACCUUAUCAGCCACUUCGACGGCAUCCUGAACGCCGCUGUGCUGUACGACACCAAGAUGGACGGCCCCUUCAACCGUAAUGCCCAUACCACAGCCUCCGUGCAAAUCGAAGCCAUCAACUCCUCGGUGCUCGACGAACAAAAGGUUCGUGCCAUCCGCAAUUUGGUUAGCCAUGCAGUCGCGGGCCUCGAUCCCAAAGACGUGGCCAUCACCGACACGCUCGGUCGUAACUGGUCGGCCAUGAGUUCCGACGGAACCGGCGCCGCCUCAGAAGACCCCUACCUGGCACGUAUGCGUGAAUAUCAACACAUCUUCGAAGACAAAAUCCAAAAGGCGUUGACGUUCAUUCCAAGCCUCACGGUGAAGACCAACGUAGUGCUCGAUCGUGAAGUACACAGCAGCACGGCCAAGGUGAACUACGACAAAAACGCCGUGGCCAUCCGUACGGUGAACGACUCUUCAACCAGCGUCACCACAGGGCCGGGCCCCGCUGGCCGCCCCGGGCUAGCCGCCCAAGGAGCGAACCAAGGUGCCAGCAUCGCGGCCGUGGCACCUCCGCCAGCGCCGACCAGCGAAGAAGAAGCCUCCAGCGAAGAAGUACUGCAGGCCAUUCCCCAUGAAGAAACCAACAGCGUAAAGCACGGGAUGACCCCCACCCAUGUCUCGGUGGCGGUUGGUAUUCCGACCAGUUACAUCCUCGAGGUCUGGCAACAGCAGAACCCCACGGCCGAAGGCGAAGAGCCAGGCCAACCAGAACCGGCCGACUUGGCCCGCAUCGAAGCCGAAGUGUUUGAGAGCAUCGAGAACACCGUGCUGGCCCUCAUUCCCAUCGAUGAAUCGGUCACCGAUCCCUCGACGCUGGUCAACGUCACCACGUUCCAACACAUCCCUGGCCCGCCGAUUGAAGUGGCCGGCAUGGCCACCGCCGCCACCGGCUGGCUCACCCAGAAUUGGUCCACCCUCGGCAUGAUCGGCCUUGGGCUAUUCAGCCUGUUGAUGCUGCGUUCAAUGCUGCGUUCUACCGCAGGCCCUGCCGAACCAAGAAGCCUGCCGAACGCCCCACGUCCUUCGGAUGAUACCGAGGGAGAAGCAGAGAAUCCCAAAAACGAAAAACGCCUGCGGAACCUUCGCACCUCGGGCCCCUCGCUUCGCGAAGAGCUGAGUGAAAUGGUGCAAGAAGAUCCCGCGGUCGCCGCCAAGAUUAUUGAGAACUGGAUCAGCAGCGUUCGCGAUGCCGUAAUCGCCUUGGGUGAGCCCGACCCGGCAGAGCAGCAAGCCGUCAUCCAGGAAUUCAUCCAGAACAACGCCCCGCCGAAAACCAAUCAACUCGAUGGCGUCGAACUCGACAUCGGCCUAUCCGAAAAGCUCGGCAUGCCGGCCGCCAAAACCACGACCGAGCCGACGGCAGCAUCAUCGCUCGACGACGUCGAACCGUUCCGCUUCCUGCAUCAGGCCCAGUCCUCGCGGUUGGCUCCCUAUCUCACCAAAGAACAUCCGCAAACCAUCGCCCUGAUUCUCGCCCACGUCCCACCAGCCCGGGCCGCCGACAUGUUGGCCAGUCUUCCCAAAGACCUGCAGGCCGAUGUGGUUCGUCGCUUGGUGGAUCAACGCGAGGUGAAUCCCGAAAUCGUUCGCGAAGUCGAACGCGGCUUGAUGGAACGCCUGGGCACCGACGCCCUCGACCAUCACCACCGCGCCUCGGGCAUCAACGGCGUACUGGAAAUCAUCCGCUCCAGCCAGCCAGGGCAGGGGCAGGCCAUUCUGAACAACCUGGCCCGACACGGCAUCGAUCUGGGGAACCAAACACGCCCCCAACGAUUCACGUUCGACGACCUCCAUCAGCUCGAUCGCGAUUCGCUUUCUGCCGUGGUCAACGCCGCCGAUCUCAAAUUGCUUUCCCUGGCACUGUUAGACCGGCCCCAAUCGUUUGUCGAACGCGUGACCAGCUACCUGCCGCCCAACGCGGCUCACGAACUGCGAAUGAGCCAACGCUCGCCAGGCCCGGUGCGGCUCAGCGAUGUCGAAGCAGCCCAGCAGCAGUUGGUCGAACUGGCCUCACGGCUCACCGUCGAAGGUCGUGCCCGUUGGCCCGAAGAACAUCUGCUUGUCGCAAGCGAACACGAAGGCGUCGCCGGCCAUGUGGCCUUCAACUUCGACGAUAUGUCGAAACAGGCCGAGGGCUACCUCGAGCAAAUCCGCCUCAAGGCGGCCCGCCUCGUCACGGCCGCUCAGGAAGAAGCCGCCGCCGUGCGCCAGAAGGCCGAGGCCGAAGGUCGCGCCGCCGGACAAGCUGAAGUCGAACGCAUGACCAACGAACAGGUCGCCACACAACUCAAGACCGCCAUCCCCGCCGUUCAAGCCGCCGUGGCCGAAAUCAACAAAGCUCGCGACGCCAGCCUGUUGGAAUGGGAAAAGCGAGCCGUACACCUGGCCUGUGCCAUCGCCGGUCGCAUUGUCCGUCGUGAAAUCAGCCAGACCCCCGAGAUCACGUUAACCCUCGUACGAGAAGCCCUCAGCAUGGCCGUCGGCAGUCCGCAACUUCGGCUGCGAAUGAACCCCGGCGACCUCAAAGCCCUCGAAGGUCAUCUCGAACCGCUCAAACAAGAACUAAACCGCGCCGGCGAAGCCGAAAUCGUAGCCGACCCCGAGGUAACCCCCGGCGGCUGCCGCAUCGAUACCGGCUUUGGCACCAUCGACCAGCAAGUCGAAGCCCAGCUCCAACGCUUCCCCGCGCCUAUGGGCGCCGUGGCCGCCAUCGAACGCGCGGGCCACGAACCCUUGAUGGCAGAGGUGGUUGGUUUUCAGGAACAACUCACUGUGCUCUCACCCAUGGGCAACCUCUCGGGCGUCCGCCGUGGCGACCGUGUGCGCAUGGUGCGAACCACUCCCUGGAUUCGCGUUGGCCCCCAAUUGCUCGGCCGUGUAAUCAACGCCCAUGGCCGCUGCAUCGAUGGUCGCCCUCAACCCGUGAUGGCCGAUCGCACCAGCAUCUACCGCGAAGCGCCCGAGGCCAUCAGCCGCCCGCCGAUCACCGGCACCAUCUCCACGGGCGUUCGCGCCAUCGAUGGCAUGCUCACCUGUGGGCUGGGGCAACGCAUGGGAAUCUUCGCCGGCCCGGGGGUCGGCAAAAGCACCACCCUCGGCAUGAUGGCCCGCUACACAAGUGCCGACGUGAAGGUCAUCGCCCUCAUCGGCGAGCGUGGACGCGAAGUGAACGAAUUCCUGCUGAACGACCUGGGGCCCGAAGGCCUCGCCAAGUCGGUCGUCAUCGUGGCCACCAGCGACGAACCGGCCGUGAUGCGUGUUCGCGCAGCCGCCGUAGCCACCGCCGUGGCCGAAUACUUCCGCGACCAGAAGAAAGACGUCCUUCUGCUCAUGGACUCGCUCACCCGGCUCGCCUUGGCUCAGCGCGAAAUCGGUCUCGCGGCCGGAGAACCACCCACCACCCGUGGCUUUCCACCUUCGGUGUUCUCGUUGCUGCCACGCUUGCUGGAACGAACCGGACGUGUCGCCCACGGUAGCAUCACCGCGUUCUAUUCCGUGCUGGUCGAAGCCGAUGACGCCACCGAACCAAUCAGCGAUGCCGUUCGCGGCCUGCUCGACGGACAUACCUGGCUCUCGCGAAAGAUCGCCGAACGCGGGCACUACCCGGCCAUCGACGUGCUGGAAAGCAUCAGCCGCCUCAUGUCCCACAUCGUCGGGCCCGACCACCUGGCCGCCGCCCGCAACCUGCGUCAGCUCAUGGGAGCCUACCGCGAUCACGAAGACCUCAUCUCGAUCGGGGCCUACCGUCGGGGUUCCAACCCGUUGGUCGAUCAGGCCAUCGAGAUGCAGGACACCAUCCAACUUUAUCUGCAACAGUCUGUCGCCGAAGCCUCGUCGGUCGAUGUGGCCCGCGAUCAGCUCAUGCAGUUGAUUCGCGUCUCAGAACAACGUCGAGCCAACCAGAUGAGCAAGUUCACCUUCCAAUUCGAAACCCUGCAACGGCUGCGAGAAGCCGCGCGCGAUGAACGCCGUGCGCAUCUGGCCGAAGCCCUAAGGGCCGACGAAAUCUUGCUCGACCGCAUGAAAGAAGUCACGACCGAAGUCGACGAGUUCUCCGCUCAAUACGCACUCCCCAAGGAAGGUGCGAUUCACGUUGAUCGCAUCAUGGAAGCGCAACGCUACGAACUGCUCCUGCGAGCCGAACUGCAAUCUCUGCAGGCGCAACGCGUUCAGGUCGAAGCAGAAAUCAACGUCCGUCGCGAAGCCCUGACCGAGGCCGACCGCCACGUAAGGGUGCUGGAAAAACUAUGCGAGCGACAAGAGCAACAACACCGCCUUGAACAACAACGAUUGGAACAACGCGCACUCGAUGAAGUAGCCAGCCAGCAAUGGUGGCGGGAGGGCGUCGACCUUGCCGCCAUGCAGCAAGAGGCCGUUGAAACGCAAAUCACGCUCAACCCUUCGCAACCUUCAAUCGAAGAAAUCAUCGAGGCGCGUGCCUUGGGAUUACGACAAAUUGAAAUGAAAGAAGUCGCCGUCACCGCGGCCCUGCAGCAAGUCGACGAUGGCUUUCGCAAUCUCGAGGACGACAAGCAGCAAUUCGAACUGGUUCGUGCCGACUUCCAAGAAGAACUCGACACGAUGUACGACGAUGCACUCGUCACCGGACGCGAAGAAGCACGACUGCUGCUGGAAAACCUGAAACCCAAACAAGCCAAAGAACAAAUCUUGCAGAUGUUGGAAAACGGCGAAAUCGAUCAGGUCGUAACGCUGCUGACCGCUAUGCCGAUUUCCAAACGAGGCAAGAUCGCCCGCGAAUUCAAAGCCCAAGACGAAGUCGUAAAGCUGGCGCAAAUCUUGGAACGCGUUCGCGAAGGUGCGCCCGACGCCGACAUCGUGGACGAAGUUCGGGCCGACGAACAACCCAACAAUCCGGUCGAACAACCACAAGCAGCCGCCUCCAAAGAACAACCCGCAAAGCCCGAAGCCACCGACGAGGCGACUCACGAGAGCGAGCCACCCCAAGCAGAAGCUACCAACACUGAAGCGACACAAGAAACCGAGACCUCUGCAGAAGAGCCUGAAGCCGAGGCGAAAGAAAACCCAACUCCAGUCGCCGAGCAAAAAGAUAAGAAAGAAACAACUACCGAACCCGGCGAGGCGGAAACAGUCGUCGUAGCGGCAACAACAGUCGAAGAAAAACCAGCCCAACCGGCCGAAACAAACGCCGAGCAAAAGCAACCCCAGGCAACCGCAACCGAAAAAGUCACGGAAGGCUCCAAACAAGCCCUACCCAAAGCAGGCACCCAAACAGGCGAAGACGAAGCCGAACCGAACACAAAGCAGUCCGUCGCCGAGAAAAGCGAAACUAAGGCCGACGGCGAAAAGCAAUCCAAAGCCGACCAGGUCGUCGCGAAGCUGGCGGAAAAGCCAGACAAAGACGCCACGAAGCCCGUCAAGGCAGCCACAACCGAACAGCCCACAGCGAAACAACCCACCGCAGAAGUGGUCGAUCAACAGUCAUCACCUACGCAAUCCACCGAACAACAAGCCAAGGUAACAACCGACGAGACCACACCAGAGAAAAAGUCCGCAACCACCGUCACCACAAAAGAGCAGGGCACCGAAGCCACACAGGUGAAGCAACAAACCUCACCGCAACCGCAAAGCACCAACCCAGUGGCUGGCCAAGCCGCGGUGGCCGAAGAAGGCAAGUCGAGCAAGCAGACAGAAGCCGAAGCAACCGAUACCGACGAAUCGAAGGACGAUCGCAAGGAAGUCGAAGCCAAGAAGUCGAACCCCUUGCUGAGCAAGCCCUCGCAAAAGGUUUCCGCCGAAAUCGCUCCCCAGCCCACCGGCGAUGCUGCUUCUCAGCCAGCGGCCAGCGCAGCAGCCGCCCAAGCAACCGAAGCACCCAUCGAUGCCGUGGAAGCGACCACCGAGGACAAAGCCGAUCAAUCGACCAAGCGUGUCGAAGUAGUCAGCGACGAUAAGUCCUCCGCCAAGCCCGCGCCGCGAACCUCCGAGAUCACCACCGACUCGGCACCGCGCAACACGGCAGACUCCGUCGAGACCAAGCAAGCCGCCCGAACCGAGUCGGGCAAGCAACAUGUGGAAGUCGAUCGUGCUCGCUUCGUGCAACGGGUCGCUCGCGCCUUCAACACAGUAGGCGAAAACGGCGGCACGCUCCGCCUGCGGCUCAGUCCGCCGGAGUUGGGUUCGCUACGCAUCGAAAUCGAAGUCCGCGGCUCGACCAUGACCGCUCGCAUCGAAGCCGAAACCUCGGCCGCGCGCUCGGUCCUGCUCGACAGCCUUCCGGCACUCCGCGACCGCCUCGCCGAUCAGAACAUCAAAGUCGACCGCUUCGACGUCGAACUGGCCAAUCAGUCGACCGACGACGGCUCACGUCAACCUACCGGUCAGCGCGAUCGCCAGGGCGAACAAUCGCAAUACGGCAGCAGCUCGAGCACAAACGGUACCAGCCCCACCGAACGCGAUUUCACCGAUGCUCUCGGCGGGCUGGACCUUGGCGACUUCUUCGAUCUGAUGAUCAAAGAACUCCAAAACCAGGAUCCCUUGAACCCUCAAGACUCCGACAAAAUGCUGCAGCAGUUCGCUCAGCUUCGGGAGAUCGGCGCCACAGACAAGCUCAACGAGAGCCUCGAUUCAAUGCUCUUGGGUCAGCAACUCACCAACGCCAGCACCCUGGUCGGGAAAGACAUCAUCGGGCUCUCCGACGAUGCCAAAGAUGUCGAGGGAACCGUCGACCGCGUCACCAUCGAAGAGGGCGUGGCCAAGCUUCACAUUGGCGAACAGAAGAUCUCCAUCAAGAACAUCCGCGAAAUCCACGCCAACUCAGCCGGCGAUAGCGAAUAG